AUGUUGAUCUUGGUAUUGACUUCAUGUCUGACGUCAUUACUUAUGUGCUGCAUUGAGUGUCACACAAUAAGAGAUACAAACAGACUGCUAAGAGAAAAACUUGCAGACUAUAAUAAAAAUACGAGACCAACGUUCGACCAAUCAAAACCGACAGUAGUGAACUAUAGAUUAGAAAUCAUUUACAUUCAAGAGUUUGAUGAAGUAAAACAGAAAUUUUCGUUUAAUGGUCUUCCUAGGCUUUCUUGGAUUGAUGAAGAAAUGAAAUGGAAUCCGGCUGAAUACGGGGGAUUAGACUCUCUUCUUACGGCGUCUGGUCCUUUCUGGAAACCGGAUCUAUCGUUAGCCAACAGUGUCGGUGGAAUAGAACCUAUCGCAGCCGACGAACAGAAAAUACGCUUUUUAUCCAACGGGUAUGUUAGCUAUAAACCAGGGAAUUUAUUUUCAAGCGCGUGCGAUGCCGACAAAGAAAGCCACGGUACGCCAUCGUCAAUGUCAUUCUUUCCGAUUAUAUUUUUGGCGUAUCUAAACAACGUUGUUUUUGUCAUUCCUGCUGAAUGUGGUGAAAGGAUAUCGUACAGUAUAACUGUUUUACUUGCAAUUGCCGUAUAUCUAACAAUCGUUGGUGAUAAUUUACCUAAAACGUCUUUUCCAAUGGCAUACUUCAGUUACUAUCUACUUGCUUUGUUAAUAACAAGCAUUUGUAUAACCCUGGCAACAAUUUUCAACCUGCGGAUUUACCAUUACACUACAUCCGACCCAGUUACAGGGAUGUUGGGAAAAGAUCACAUCUUGUUUAAUUUGCAGGAAGACGAAACGUAA
This is a messenger RNA of Ruditapes philippinarum (Manila clam), 819 nucleotides long. Its product is annotated as 5-hydroxytryptamine receptor 3A-like. The record is from RefSeq and is a predicted model, not a curated record. NCBI's taxonomy places the organism in Eukaryota, Metazoa, Mollusca, Bivalvia, Venerida, Veneridae. Gene Ontology annotation, cellular component: membrane; synapse; neuron projection. Bases 1 to 819 code for a protein of 272 amino acids. Gene Ontology annotation, molecular function: transmembrane signaling receptor activity; neurotransmitter receptor activity; extracellular ligand-gated monoatomic ion channel activity. Gene Ontology annotation, biological process: monoatomic ion transmembrane transport; signal transduction; regulation of membrane potential. The transcript has 2 exons.